AUGGCAACCGAAGUCAGCCAAGCGGAACAAAUGUACGACCGAAUUCGACGAAACAUAUGGAAAGACCGGUCUCUCGCGAAAGACGAUGAUUAUGAGAGACGACCGGGUCUUGAUUGCCUCAUUUUUGCUCAAAGGAAGAAAUAUAUCAGAAUGUUUCAGCUAUGUCUACCUAAGUCAACAAAUGAGCAUGAAGAACGCCUGAGUCUCGAGCUAAGUAGGAGUAAAAGAGCGGCUCGGGAAGCAUAUGAGAGCAUCGAGGAUGUUGUAGAGAAGAACAUCAACAACUCGCUCUGCGCUCACAUUUUAAUAUCACCACACUUCCUGCUUUGA
Necator americanus (New World hookworm) is the source of this 330-nucleotide messenger RNA. RefSeq lists its product as uncharacterized. Bases 1 to 330 code for a protein of 109 amino acids. Lineage: Eukaryota; Metazoa; Nematoda; Chromadorea; Rhabditida; Ancylostomatidae. The record is from RefSeq and is a predicted model, not a curated record. The transcript has a single exon.